This is a messenger RNA of Alternaria postmessia, 999 nucleotides long. RefSeq lists its product as uncharacterized. The transcript is spliced from 4 exons. NCBI's taxonomy places the organism in Eukaryota, Fungi, Ascomycota, Dothideomycetes, Pleosporales, Pleosporaceae. The record is from RefSeq and is a predicted model, not a curated record. Bases 1 to 999 code for a protein of 332 amino acids.
AUGUUACCGUCGCUCACCUUCGACGAUAAGGCUGCUCUAGCAGAGCUGCUUCGCCGUAAAACGGAGUAUAUUUCAGCCGGUGUAAAGCCUCACAUUACUCUUUCUCUCGAUACUAUCCUUGAGCCCUCGACGCAGCAUCAAUUCUUCCCACAUCAAGUCGACAAUGUCAACGAAGGUGCGACCUUCGCCCGCAUCCUCAAACACCGAGGCGACAUCAUGAUCGCCCUCAAAGAUAACGUUCCCAUGCAAGAAUGGAAUGAGCAGAUGAUUCUUGCCUACUUCUGUUCUUCAGUAGAGGUUAAUCUCAACUUCUCUAAACACCAUCGUCAAACCCGUACCCGCUUACUCGCCAACCUUGCUGCCCGCCUCAAUAACAGCGACACGCCCCUCCAGGUCGCGUACACACUCGCCUGCAUGGAGUAUGACCGUCACGCCGCCCUGGGCCCACAGUUUGACCCCGCAAACCCUACAAAACAUAUGUUGCGCUUCGUCUGGCACUUUAAACAGCAUCCUGAACACUUCAUCGUCCUUGGUCAGAAGCGCACGGAUGCCCUCAAGGUUAACACAACUCAAUACCUGGCCCAAGAUAAAACUAGGCUGGAUACACAGGCGCUCUUCGACUUCUCCUUUAAGGGUGGCUUGGAGGACAUCAAUCUCGCCGCGGCUAAGGGAAAAAAGAAGAAGAUUAGGGGCAAGGGAAGGAACAAGAAGGGUUCAGGUGCAGCCGCUGAUGAACCAGGCAACGCUCUACUAAAAGGUCUCGUGGCUGCUAUGCCUGGUGUCCGCGACAUCGGUUCGCAUGUGGAAGUAUUCGACAUUGGCGAUUUGAGCGACUUCAAAGUCAUGAAUUUAGAGAAGCCGGAUCAAUCAUACGAGGACGAGGUUGAAGAGAUGACGGCCAGGGAUGAUGAUGCCAUGGAGGUUGACGAGGAUCUUUGUAUCAUUGAUGGCGCUGAUCUGAACCUGUGGAUCAGCAAGCGUGAUGGAUCAGAUCUGUAG